GGUAUACACAAAUAUAUCAGUAAACACAAAUGACCUUCUAGUUGGCAAGAAGAGUUUUGGAUAAUUCAUACAUAAUAAAAGAAUAAAUAUGGAUUAAAACGGAUGCAGUUUUAACAUCUUUAUUUAGCAUAAGACGACAAAAACUAUAUGAAAAAAGAGUAUUAGAGAAGAACCAAAAAAACAAUUUAUCAUCUGAAUUUUCAGAAGCAAAUCAGAUAAAAGAAAAAUGCCUACAGAUAAAUAUAUUGUAUUAACGAAGUCGUAUCUAAAGAAGUUAGCCAGCAAGAUUCGAAGAGAAUACCACCUUGUUUUAUUCAAUCUAGGAGUUGAAGACCACAUGCUUGAACAUGAUGAUAACUAUGUGAAUCGAAAGGUGUUUAAGGGUUUGAUAAAAUGGCAGAGUUGGUUUGAGGUUAAAAGUGAAUAUUACAUGGUACAGCGCUUGAAAGAAGCACUAGUCAAUGCUGACAGGAAUGAUUUAUGUAAAGACUUAGAACAACAACAUCAGUAUCAAGAACUAAGGCGACACCAACACGAAGAAGAAGGACACCAACGUCGACAACAAGAAGAAGACGAAGAAGACGAAGAACGACGACAACAAAAACAGGAGGAAUACGACGAAGAAGAAGAAUAUCGGCAACAAGAAGAAGACGACGAAGAAGACGAACUUAGACAACAAGAACAAGAUGAAUACGACGAAGAAGAAGAACGUCGACAGCAAGAAGAAGACGAAGAACGACGACAUGAACAAGAGGAACACGAUGAAGAAGAACGUCGACAAAAAGAAGAAGAAGACGAAGAACGACGACAACAACAAGAAGACGACGAUGAAGAAGAAGAACAACGACGACAAGAAGAAGAAGACAACGAAACAGAAGAACGACGCCGUCGAGAAGAAGAAGACGAAAAACUACGACAACAGGAAGACGACGACGAAGAAGAAGAAGAACGACGACGACAACAACAACAAGACGACGACGAAGAAGAAGACCGACAACAGCAGAUAGAAGAAGAAGAAAGACAAUUACAACAACAACUACAAGACGAGGAAGAACGACGAAGACAACAAGAAGACGAUGAAGAAGAACAACGACGACAGCAGGAAGAAGAAGACGAUGCAGAAGAAGAAAUACGACGACAACAAGAACAAGAACAAAUACAAGAAGAAGAAGACUACUAUAUGAACUAUGAAGAUGAUGAUGAUAUGUAAGAUUUUAUCUUUGUCAACGAAAUUUGAACAAAUUUGAUAAGAUGAAAAUAUUUGCAUUACUUUUUAAAAGAUAUUUCUUCAUAAACAGUCAUGAUAUUCAAACAAACGUAUGAAAAGUUUUUGCUAGCUUGGACAAUUGCAAUACUAUUAUAUAUAAAAACGAAGAUGUGGUAUGAUUGUAAAUGAGUCAACUCUCCACAAGAGACCAACAUGAUCCAGCAAUUAACUAAAGGUCACCGUACAGCCUUCAACAAUGAACCAAGCCCAUACCGCAUAGUCAGCUAUAAAAUGUUAUUUAUAAACAAGCUUUAUUGAAACUGAUUCUCAAGAUUACGACAAUAAUUAUAAUAUUGCGUUCUUUAAACGCUUAAAGUACAUACCUUGGGUAACAUAUGAAGAUAGUGUACCUCAGCUGAUCAGAAUCGCCAUGAUUUGUAUGUGGUGUUCCGAUCAUAUUCCAACGUCAAUUUUAUUCCUGAAUGAGCUACCUGGCGCCAAUUGGUGUAAAUGACGUCAUUGGACGAGUAUGUAAGAACAUAAGCAUUUUACGGGAAAAUGUGCGAUUGUGAAACUAGCAGUCAUCAUAACAAGGCGACAUAAACAAACGAUAAACCAUUGCAUUAUAAUCCUAAUCACUAUAAACAUUAUAAAACAAACAAAUAUGUCAAGAAGAAUAAACUGCUAACACAGAGAUA
This is a messenger RNA of Mytilus trossulus (common blue mussel), 1905 nucleotides long. Its product is annotated as golgin subfamily A member 6-like protein 7. The transcript is spliced from 4 exons. The record is from RefSeq and is a predicted model, not a curated record. The coding region runs from base 227 to 1210 and encodes 327 amino acids. NCBI's taxonomy places the organism in Eukaryota, Metazoa, Mollusca, Bivalvia, Mytilida, Mytilidae.